GUACCCCGACCGGGCGCCAUUUUGGCUCGAGUGUCGCUACUAGAGUGAUCCGAGCCGACUGUCGAUGGCCAUUUCGGGUCCUAGCAGACCAGUUGCUUGGACGAUAAAGGGAGGAGCCUGGCAUUUCUGGAAGUCGGAGGGACAGCCAGUCAAAGCCAGCCAGCAUCUGAGCCAGCGUAAGAACAAGAGCAACGGCGGACGAGGGUCGGCAGUGUAAAGACACGGUAUCAUUUCAAUUAUCCCAAUCACAGGCGGUGUGAGCGAUUGAGCAGGGGUGGACAUGAACGUGACGGUCGUCCAUUUGGGUUCGGGAAGCUGAAGCAUACAGCAGCCGGACACGUUCCGUUUUUCGGUGGGAUAAACCCACCGUGGUACACUGGGUGUGCGCGGCGCACUAACGGCGCGAGCCAGCCGGUGAUUCCAUCGACAGCUAGCUAACCGUUUUCGAAAAUCCCGUUAGCCUGCGGAGAGGAGAGCAUCUCAGUCAGCGUGGGGAGUCUCUUGGAUGCUGCCCAGGGAGUUCUGUACGGGGCAAUAUCCACCAGUAAGAUACAAACCCGGGGCAUGCAAAGAGGGAGGGGGGGUCUGCAAACGAGCGAGGAAAUCUCCACGCCCUGGGGUCUGGACUGUGGUCAGUGUUUAGCUAGCUGGCUGGCUAGCCAGCCCGAGAGGAGAGCAGCUCGGGAGAAGGUGGGGCCGUGCACUGACAGCCUUACUCGACAGCUAAUGUGGCUAGCCGGCUAAAUUAGUGUCUUAAGUGGCCACAGUUUUUCCCCUCUCUGAUAUAGAGAGGAAGGUAUUCAUAGUCUGAUCCAAUAAAGACCCCAUUCAACGAGAGAAUACGUUGCCAUCGAUUACUUCAAAACCCUUGAGGGUGGGAUUUCUCGUGGAGAGCAUCCUCAAUUACCUGGAUGACCAUGGCGGACGACGACGUGCUGUUCGAGGAUGUGUACGAGUUAUGCGAGGUUAUUGGAAAGGGGCCCUUCAGCGUGGUGCGGCGCUGCAUCAACAGGGACACGGGCCAGCAGUUUGCUGUAAAGAUUGUGGAUGUUGCCAGCUUCACCUCCAGCCCCGGCCUGAGCACAGAAGAUCUGAAGCGAGAGGCCAGUAUCUGCCACAUGCUGAAACACCCCCACAUCGUGGAGCUGCUGGAGACCUACAGCUCGGAUGGCAUGCUUUACAUGGUGUUUGAGUUCAUGGAUGGAGCUGACCUGUGUUUUGAAAUUGUGAAGAGAGCUGAUGCUGGGUUUGUCUACAGCGAAGCUGUGGCAAGUCACUAUAUGAGACAGAUUUUGGAGGCACUUCGAUACUGCCACGACAACAAUGUGAUUCACCGUGAUGUAAAGCCUCACUGUGUGCUUCUGGCCUCAAAGGAGAACUCUGCCCCAGUGAAGCUGGGAGGAUUUGGAGUGGCAAUUCAGCUGGGAGAGUCUGGUUUAGUUGCUGGAGGGCGAGUGGGCACUCCUCAUUUCAUGGCCCCAGAGGUAGUCAAGAGGGAACCAUACGGGAAACCUGUGGAUGUUUGGGGUUGCGGAGUCAUCCUCUUCAUACUUCUCUCUGGCUGCCUGCCUUUCUAUGGCACCAAGGAGCGCUUGUUUGAGGCUAUUAUUAAGGGGAGGUACAAGAUGAACCCACGCCAGUGGGCCCACAUCUCAGAGAGCGCCAAGGAUCUGGUGAGGCGUAUGUUGAUGCUGGACCCCGCUGAGAGAAUCACAGUCUACGAGGCCCUGAACCACCCCUGGCUGAAGGCAGGAGCACUCGCACACGAAAGAGACAGGUACGCCUACAAGAUCCACCUGCCUGAGACAGUGGAGCAGCUGCGCAAGUUCAACGCCAGGAGGAAACUGAAGGGUGCAGUGCUGGCUGCUGUUUCCAGCCACAAGUUUAAUUCCUACUAUGGCGAUCCUCCCGAGGAGCUCCAUGAUUUCUCAGAUGACCCAACCUCCUCAGGGGCAGUGUCACAGGUUUUGGAUAGCUUGGAGGAGAUUCAUGCGUUGACAGACUGCAGUGAGAAAGACAUGGACUUCCUGCACAGCGUCUUCCAAGAUCAGCACCUCCACACCCUGUUGGAUCUUUACGACAAAAUCAACACCAGGUCGUCCCCUCAGAUUAGAAAUCCUCCAAGCGAUGGCGUCCAAAGAGCUAAGGAGGUGUUGGAAACAAUCUCCUGUUACCCUGAAAACAUGGAGGCCAAAGAGCUCAGGAGGAUCCUCACACAGCCACAUUUCAUGGCGCUACUGCAGACCCACGAUGUGGUGGCCCAUGAGGUGUACAGCGAUGAGGCGCUCAGGGUGACCCCGCCACCCACUUCACCAUACCUGAACGGAGACUCCCCAGACAGCACCAACGGAGACAUGGACCUGGAGAAUGUGACCAGGGUUCGGCUGGUCCAGUUUCAGAAGAACACAGAUGAGCCCAUGGGCAUCACUCUUAAGAUGAACGACCUGAACCACUGUAUCGUGGCCCGCAUCAUGCAUGGGGGGAUGAUUCAUCGACAAGGGACGCUGCACGUUGGAGAUGAGAUCCGAGAGAUUAAUGGCAUCAGUGUUGCUAAUCAGACGGUCGAACAGCUCCAGAAGAUGUUGAGGGAGAUGCGAGGUAGCAUUACUUUCAAGAUUGUACCCAGUUACCGGUCCCAGUCAAUGUCCUGUGAGAAAGAGUCUCCAGAUGUGUCUCGACAGUCACCUGCAAACGGUCAUGCCAGUGUCACUAGCUCCAUCCUGGACCUGCCAUCGACGAUCCAGCCCAAAGGCCGGCAGAUCUCCAGACCUGCUAUCAAGGACAAAUUGUCCAUCAAGAUUUACGUACGAGCUCAGUUUGAAUACGAUCCGGCGAAAGACGACCUCAUCCCCUGUAAGGAAGCAGGCAUCCGCUUCCGUGUAGGUGACAUCAUCCAGAUAAUCUCCAAGGAUGACCACAACUGGUGGCAGGGAAAACUGGAGAACACUAAGAACGGCACAGCGGGCCUCAUCCCCUCUCCCGAGCUGCAAGAAUGGCGGGUGGCCUGCAUAGCAAUGGAGAAGACCAAGCAGGAGCAGCAGGCCAGUUGCACCUGGUUUGGAAAGAAGAAGAAACAAUACAAAGACAAAUAUCUGGCCAAGCACAAUGCAGUGUUUGACCAACUAGAUCUGGUGACCUAUGAGGAAGUGGUCAAACUGCCCUCGUUCAAGAGGAAAACGCUGGUUUUGCUCGGUGCACAUGGAGUUGGAAGGAGACACAUCAAGAACACUCUGAUUGCCAAACAUUCUGACCGCUUUGCGUAUCCCAUUCCUCAUACGACUCGGCCUCCGAAAAAAGACGAGGAGAACGGAAAGAACUACUACUUUGUGUCCCACGACCAGAUGAUGCAGGACAUCAGCAACAACGACUACCUUGAAUACGGCAGCCAUGAGGACGCCAUGUAUGGGACCAGGCUGGAGACCAUCAGGCAGAUCCACGUACAGGGCAUGAUCUCCAUCCUGGAUGUGGAGCCACAGGCUUUGAAGAUCCUGCGAACAGCAGAGUUUGCCCCCUACGUUGUCUUCAUCGCAGCCCCCACCAUCACCCCAGGCAUAACUGAGGACGAUUCUCUUCAGCGACUCCAGAAGGAAUCGGAGAUGCUGCAGCAGACCUACGCUCACUAUUUUGACCAAACCAUCAUCAAUAACGAGAUCGACGAAACCAUUCGCCUGCUGGAGGAGGCCGUGGACCUGGUGUCCAACACCCCUCAGUGGGUUCCUGUGUCCUGGGUCUACUGACAUACAGUCAACGGCAAUGAGCUCAUCACCCUAAAGGUUCCAUCUCAGAUCCACCGCGGCAUCUAAACUCAAGUCUGUCAUUAGGAUCACAUUUCUGUACAUAAACUGUUGCUGAAAAAGAGGGAAAUGAAGAAACAAUGACUGACGCCUCAUUAAAGACUUCAUCCUGCCCUUACCCCCUUUUCUCAACGCCUUAAAGGCGUGUUGUUGUGUACAUAUAUACAUAUACAUGUAUAUAUAAAUGAUAAAAAACAAAACAAAGUGAAUAUAGUUCUGUCCUCAUAGUUGAAGGGUGGGAAGCGGAGGGGCAUUGUAGUAGAUAUUUUGUAAUUUUCUUUUGUAAUUGAUGGAUGGAUGAAAAUAUUGGAAAGGCAAUAGUGAGCAUGACCAUAAACAGACCUAUGGGGUUGCCUGUGUGUGUGUGUGUGCGUGUGCGCGCG
Molecule: messenger RNA, 4177 nt
Organism: Menidia menidia (Atlantic silverside)
Lineage: Eukaryota; Metazoa; Chordata; Actinopteri; Atheriniformes; Atherinopsidae
Source: the annotation of a GenBank genome assembly